Molecule: messenger RNA, 1110 nt
Organism: Sinocyclocheilus anshuiensis
Lineage: Eukaryota; Metazoa; Chordata; Actinopteri; Cypriniformes; Cyprinidae
Product: CTD small phosphatase-like protein 2-A
Exons: 7
Coding region: 121-756 (211 amino acids)
Source: RefSeq, a predicted model, not a curated record
ACGCUGAGACCGAAUUCAUGGAGAUUAACGCGACGCUUGAACUAACAUUACUACAUUAUUCCUGAGAGUUUAAAGUCCCUAUGUCCGUUGAAGACGUCUUUUACUCGGGGCUCCAGCAAAAUGAGACUUCGCUCGAGAAAUAUUUUAAAUGAAAACCCGACGACACCGUCCCGCCGCCGUCGAGCCGCUCCGGAGACACCGGGACCGCAGACCCCGCAGGUCCAGACCCAGGAUGAAGUAAACGUUCUUCAAGACUGCUUGAAUCUGGAUGCUGAUGAAGUCCCAACAGUAGCCAAACGUCCACGAAGGAGGAGGAAACCUUUAUCAACUGUUGACAAUAAAGAUGGUAUGCGAAAACCAGAACGAAUUUUUGUGCUGAACAUUUGUAUGUUUGUUUACACCUCUGCAAAAAAGGAAUAUGCAGAAAAGACUGUAGAUAUAUUGGACCCUAAUAAAAAGCUCUUUAGGCAUCGUUUGUAUCAGGACGAUUGCGCCUGUGUGCUUGGCCACUACAUUAAAGACUUGACUGUUCUGGAGAGAGACCUGUCAAAGACGGUCAUCCUGGACAACGCCCCCCACACCUUCCCAUAUCACCUGAUGAAUAUGAUUCCCAUAAAGAGCUGGGUCGGAGAUCAAGAGGACCGUGAGCUGCAAAAGCUCAUUCCGUACAUGGAGAAACUAGUGCAUGCAGAUGACAUCAGAAAUGUUUUAAAGAAGAGAACCGAUCACUUCCACAGGCUGCUUUCUGAAGACUAAACCCUGAAUUAAGUGUAAAUAAAUGUAGAGCUAUCCUUGUAAAUGCAGUGAAAUUCCCAGGCUUCAUACUACAUAUAAGGCUAAAGGUGUAGUAUGGUUUUAUACUCUUGUAUAAUAAAAGUUUAUUUGAUAGAGAAUAGUCUUAACAGCUCACCUUUAAUCAUCCUGGUCAGCUGGUGUUCUGACCCGUUUUGAAGAAUAGGACCAGAAUCUUGCCUUUAAUUUAUUGAUAAACCUUGAGAUGUUUGUACAGGUUUGUGCCAUUGGAAGAGUGUUUUCACAUUUCAGACCGUUAAAUUAAUUUCAAUAUGCGUUGUACUCUAUUUUCAAACAAUACUUUGGCCAAAUUUCAAU